UCUGUGAGUGCAGGUGGUGCCACAGCUGCCUGUUGCACACCACUGCCACCGCUGUAAGGACCCGAUGAGUUGCUGGAUGUCUGGGUGCCCAGCUCUCAGCAUGUGCCGGGGGUUAACUGCGCUCCCCAUCAGUUGCCUGGAAAGAGCCAAGGAUCUGAAGACCCACUUAGGAAUCCUGCUUCAUAAACCAGAGCUGGGACACAGGACUGGGGCCUCCAGCAAGCUGCAGCUGGGCUCCAGGCAGAGAGAUUCUUCACAAGAAGUACUAGAAUGGAGGGAGUCCUUCGACCAACUCCUGAAGAGUAAAAGUGGAGUGACCGCCUUCCACACCUUCCUGAAGACGGAGUUCAGCGAGGAGAACCUUGACUUCUGGCUGGCAUGCGAGGACUUCAAAAAGACCCGGUCGAAAACCAAGCUGGCCUCCAAGGCCAACAGGAUCUUUGAGGAGUUUGUCCAAAAUGAGGCACCCAGGGAGGUCAAUAUUGACCAUGAAACCAGAGAGAUCACCCGCAAGAACCUCUCAGGUGCCACCUCUGCUUGCUUUAACGAAGCUCAGGCUAAGACCCGCACUUUGAUGGAGAAGGACUCCUACCCCCGAUUCCUGAAGUCCGCUUCUUACCAGGACAUGACCAAGCAGGCCACCAGCCGUGGCAUCAGCAAGCGGUCGCAUACCUGACCCAUGCCCAAAUUCACCACGGGAGGACAAGCCAGGGGACCAGACAGAGACUGAGAGACAGUUUGCAAGGGCUGAGGUCUGUGCAGUGGGGUUUUGGCUGAAGUCCUGGCAAUUUAGCUGGAACCCCAGGACCUCAAGUGCUUCCUGCUUCCCACCGAGCUGUUGGGAAAACUGGUCCUCCCUCCCUGGAGCAGUAGAGUGGGUGGGAACCCGAUGUCUCUGCUUGCAGCAUGGCUGGAGACCUGCACCACCACAGGGACAGAAACAAAUCAGAUUGGAGUUGCAAGCCCAGGAAAAAGAGACGGGAUUCCCCAUAGCAUCUGCAACCAGAGAGCUCCCACCUGCUGUCAGGACCGUGUCUCCGACCUGCAGCAUCAGCUGCUGGCUGCAGGGCCAGCACACGAGCCUGCAGUUCCUGGGACAACCGCCCCAGACCUGCCCACAGGGCUUGCCCUGUGAGGGAAUGGCCAGAAUAAAAAUCCAAAGACUACAUGGCAUUUUCAGCUGGAGGGAACCCUUCUCCUGAUCCUGAGAUCCUUCUGCCGUUUCCUAUGCAUGCUCUGUAUCAAAGCUUUACACCUUCUUCCAUACAGCAUAUCCCUAGAAGUGAUGUUUUAAUCCCUUGCUUAAGCUAUGUGACCUUUGGAUUGCACAAAUCUUAGGCCAUGUGCAGAAGAUUUUAUUACUUUUAUUAUUUAUUUUAUCAUUAUUAUAUAUAUAUUUAUUAGAGCACUGCUGAAAGCAUACACGUCCCUUGCUCUGAGGAGCUUUUAAAUGAUAUUAUUUUAGCUAUUGUAGUGCUUAGCAUGCCUCUCAUUACUUCUGUAUAAUAACUUAAGGUUGAUGACCAGACAGAUCUGUAACAUGACUGUGGAACCAGGGAUAUGAAUAGCAGCAGCAAGAGUUGCAGUCCAGCAAGGCUGCUAGAGGAGUCAGGUAUCCUGUGAGCUUGAAGGACCAUUGAUGGCAGUAAAAGGAUGCUUUGCAAUCAGUGUUGUUUCCUUUCUCCUCUUAGCUUGUCCUAGACAGAGAAUAGCACUGUAAAACAGGCACUUUGGUGAGUGAUCCUAUUGAAAUUCUCUUUUUUGAAUUUUUUUUUUUUUUUUUUUUUUUUUACACAUUUUUCCCCUGGAUUAAAAUUGGGCUUGGUGUUCCCUUUGGCCAGUGAAACCAGUCUGCAGCCACAGCAGUUUACUAGAAACCGAGGGAGCUAAGCAGAACAGCGAUGUGAGCUGUGAAUUUAGUGUCUCAGGGCACAGCACGAUGUUUUAUCAGCUCAGACUUGUGGGGUGAGCUUUUCAGAAAGCCCUUCUGAGCAGGGAUUUCUGAGUUCUUCAGCUGCUCUGGAAAGCUGUGGAUUCCAUUUGCCAGCAAUGGUACCAGGCACUUGGGUGGGUGAUGGGUUGUCCACCAGUAUCUCAUGCUGGGUCAGGGAGAACGUGCCACCAGCAUAAGUUUCCUACUGAGACAGCCUGGGGCUGCCACAUGUGCCUCCAUUUAUCUGUAAAUACCAAACCUGGAGGUUCUUAUCCUGCUGGUACUCACUACUUGCCAAGGGAACCAUCUUUCACCCACCCCUUCAAACAUUCAUUAGAGCACAGGAUUGCUCAGGCUUUUUGCAGCUGUUUGAGCAGAGCAAGGGACUGAGGACCAGUUUGGGGAUGUUAUUCUGAGCCCUUUUCUACAUUCCCCAUUCUGGUUCUAUCUCUGAGCUUCAGUGGGUCCUGACUGUGUUUACAGGGAGAUUUUAGCUGCUUUAUUAUAUAUUAUUUAUUUUUACAACUGGAACCACCUUCGUUGUGUUACUGAAAGACACACAAUGGUCCAUUUUCAUUACUAACAUAAUAUUGUUAUUAUAAAAUAUAAAGAGGAAAAUACUGAGACAACAUGCUUUUUUUUGGUAGUGGGUUUUCAAUUUUUACAUUCUAAUUUUGGAUGACUUGCAAAGCAUGCUAGGGAAAGCUGCUUGUGUUGGACGGCUCAAGGUGCAUUCACAGUUGCUUUGAAAGUUGCAAUGUCAGGAACAGAAAAGAAAGGGGAAGACUUGUGAAGAGUAAAGUUUCAAGGUAUUUGGCUUACUGAAGAGAACUGAACAGUUCACAGCAAGAAUGGAAGCAGAAAUUAAGUUUUUAAUAUAUUAAUUGCUAGGGUGUUCAGUACUGUUUGUUUUGCUCACCAUUUUCUGACCACUUUUCAGGACUGCAGGUCCCAAUACAACAUAUUUAGUAUCAGUAAGACACCAUUGUCUCAAAAGCAUGGGAGGAUUCAAGUGAGGGCUGCUGUCUGCAAAAACUGCUUUUGGGUCAACGUCAUAAAUAAUUUGACUUUUAUCAGUAACUCAGCUGACGACUGAAUUCAUUUGCAAAGGACAAAGUAUCUGGUAUUAAAGUGGUUAUUAGAAGACAUCCUACCUCUAUUGCAGUGCUGUUUCUGAGGUCUUAGCAGUUCCCUGUGCCCUUAUGGGAUGCUUUUGGGAAGGCAGAGGUGUGCGUGGUGUAUGCAUCUCCAGAGACCGCAGGAUCACUGCAGGGCUGCCUGUGGCACUAGCAAUGCAGAGAGGGGAGCAUUCAAGUGUGGCUUAGAGAUGCUAAUGCUCUGAAUAAGAACAAAACAAAACAUGUUUUUAAGUUAUCUUCUUUCUUUUUAUUAUGUGCUUUGGAAGCCAGAAUUAACUGGCCUGUGUCACUGGAGGAGGAGAGUGUGAGUGGACUGCUGAGGAAGAGCUGGCAUCACAGCUGACUGUAGUUCAGGAGCACUUAGGUCCCAAGGUAUGACUGCUAGCACAAGCCAGCCUCUGCCAUUAAAACGCCAUUUUACAAGCAACUGCAUCUAUAAUAAAGCCUUAUGUCUCUUCUAAUGCA
Strigops habroptila (Kakapo) is the source of this 3537-nucleotide messenger RNA. RefSeq names its product regulator of G protein signaling 16 (gene RGS16). Lineage: Eukaryota; Metazoa; Chordata; Aves; Psittaciformes; Psittacidae. The coding region runs from base 65 to 676 and encodes 203 amino acids. The transcript has 5 exons. The record is from RefSeq and is a predicted model, not a curated record.